Molecule: messenger RNA, 1434 nt
Organism: Cololabis saira (Pacific saury)
Lineage: Eukaryota; Metazoa; Chordata; Actinopteri; Beloniformes; Belonidae
Gene: rassf4a
Product: Ras association domain family member 4a
Exons: 11
Coding region: 157-1086 (309 amino acids)
Biological process (GO): signal transduction
Source: RefSeq, a predicted model, not a curated record
UGGUGCUGUCAGUGUUCUCCUCCAGCCCUGAAUACCGCGCCGGCGAGGAGGCAUGAACACUGAUAACGAUAAGGCGCAUACAUCGCUGCUGGAUACAGGAAGAAGACGCGGGGCUCACUUUGUUAUGCUUCUGCAACAGCUGGUGCUCGAGUCAGAAUGAGUGGCCAUCAGACCUACGUGAAGCUCAAUGAAGAUAAGAUCAUUUCAAAGUCUGACAUCCUGUCGCUUCUGAGGACCUACAACUGUUACCACGAAGGGAAAAACUUCCAGCUCAGGACUCGUGAGGAGGAUGGAGAGUUCAUCCUGGAGGGGCUGCUGAACAUUUACUGGGGUCUACGCCGACCAAUAAGACUUCAGAUGUAUGAUGACAAUGAACGGUUCCGUCUGAGCAGAAUCGAUAGAUCUGCUGUGGCCGAGCAGGCAUCCGCAGAGUCCAACAAUAACUCCCUGAGCAAAGAGCCCGAAGCAUCUGGUGGCGACGCAGGCGGUCAGGAGGAAGAGGACUCCCCUCAGCUGCUGAGGACCAGGAGUGAUGCUUCCUUCAUGAGAGUUCAGAGGAGGUCCAACACACACACUGCAAGAGACUUGCAGCGCUUGCGUACACACAGGUUCUCAAUCAACGGUCACUUCUACAACCACAAGACAUCUGUAUUCACUCCAGCAUAUGGUUCAGUCACUAAUGUACGGGUUAACAGCUCCAUGACGACUGGACAAGUCCUCCACCUGCUGCUCCAUAAGUUCAGGGUGGAGAACAAGUAUGAAGAGUUUGUCCUUUAUAUGGUGCAUGAGUCUGGUGAGAGAGCCCGGCUGAGGGACGGGGAACACCCACUGGUGACUCGUGUGCUUUAUGGACCGUGUGAGAAAAUCUCCAAGAUCUUCAUCACGGAGGCCGACCUGGGAGAGGAAGUCACAUAUGACGUUGCCCAGUACAUUAAGUUUGAGAUCCCAGUUUUAGAUAGCUUUGUAAAGAAACUCCAAGAGGAAGAAGAGCGUGAAAUAAUCAAACUGACUAAAAAGUACAGUGCUCUGAAGUCUAUGAUAGUACAUCAGCUUGAAGGCAGCCCUCACACCAGUGACAGAGUAUGAGUGGAUGCAUGAGCUGAUCAUGCAUGUAGGUGUGUGUGUGAAAGCGUGGGUGGGCGUAACACUAACGAUUGUUGAGUUACUGUGGGAACAAUAUUCCAACCGCUGUAGAGAAUGUAAAUGUUUGCAAUGUGCCUCUACUUUAGAGCAACAUACUACCACCAUUUUGUAUAAUCUGUUUUUUUAUAAACUAGUAUUAUGGUAUUGUUAGAGUUUUGAUAUCUGAUUUUAAUAUAUUCACAUUUUGUAUGAAUACUCCUUCUGUACAUAUUAAUAUUUAUAUAAAAAAGCUUUUGGGAAACAUUGUUUCUGAUUUAUACCUGUUCAUGCAAUAAACCAUUUUUACUGUUA